Molecule: messenger RNA, 10453 nt
Organism: Delphinapterus leucas (beluga whale)
Lineage: Eukaryota; Metazoa; Chordata; Mammalia; Artiodactyla; Monodontidae
Source: RefSeq, a predicted model, not a curated record
CUGGUUCAGUCCUAAUCCAUUCUAGGCGUGACCUUCACCAUGUGCAUUUUUCACAGGAUACCCUUCCACAGUAUGGUUCAAGCUGCUGCAUCUUUUAGAUAGCUGCAUUGUAUUCCACUGUAAGAACGUAUUGUGAUUUAUCUUCCCCAGACUGAUAACACAUAUUGUUUUCAGUGUUUUGCAAUUACAAAUAGUGCUGCAAUGAAUAAUUUUGUACAUAUGUCAAAUUUCACACAUGGUGAAAGUGUUUAUAGGAUAAAUUACUUGAUGUAGGUUUGCUAGGUCAAAAGGUGUGUGUGUGUAUUAGUGAGUCUGUUAGAUAUGAUGAAACUGCCUGCCCCAGACGUUGUGCUGAAUCACACACCCCCCAGGGGUGAACGUGAGUGUCUGUUUCCCCCCCGGCCUAGCCAACACAGAUUUAUGAAAUGCUCUGAUCUUUGCCAAUUGGGUAGGUAGAUAUGGUUUUCCAUAGUAGUUUUAAUUUGCAUUUCUCUUGUUAUGGGUGAGGUCAGCUUCUUUCCAAAUAUUUAAGAGAUUUGUAUUGUCUUUCUGUGAACUUUCUGUUCAUCCUCUUCUCCCAUUUUUCUAUUGGGUUAUUGUUCUUUUUGAUUUGUAGGAACUCUUUACAUAUGAGGGAGAUUAGCUCUUUAGGGAGAUAAAAAUUGCAAAUGUCUCCAUAAUCUCUUGCUCAUCUUUUGAUUUUGCUUUUGAUAGUUUUUACUAUGUAGAAAAAGAAUUUUUAAUUGUAAUCGAAUUUAUCAGUCUUUUCAUUGUGGCUUUUAGGUUUUGUGUCAGGUUAGAAAGGACUUACUCACUACAGCAUUAUAUGAGAAUUCUUUCAUGGUUUCUCGCUCUUUGGAAAUCAUCCUGGUAUAAAUUGUGCCUCCAGCUUUCUCUCCCUCCUCUGGGCUCUGCUGACUUUUUAAAUAGGCAACUUAGCAGUGCAGAAGUUAAGACUUAAACCUAAAUCUUUCUUGCUCUUUCCAGGACAGUGGCUACUCUGGGUUAAAUCUUCUGUCACCAGCAGAACCACUGUCUGGGUGGGCCGUGGGAAGCCCAGUGUUCUGCCAUCUUGGGCAGAAGUAGCACCACAUGAGGUCCCUGAAGGCCAGCUAGACUUCCCCUUUCUGUUCUUUGUUAUCGAGGGGAAAGGGAUCAGGAAUGAAACAUGGGCAUGAAAGUUUUCAUUCUAAAGGGGGAGCCUAGUGAAGAUAGUACUUAAAGGAAUGAAUAACUAAUGGUGGAAUUUCAGGCAAGAGUUGGGGGAAGAUAUAGCUGUUCUUUCCAAUAUGGGAACCUGGUUGUUUAGUUGGUCAGUUAGUAAACAUUGUUGCCUGAACACCUCCUGUGUGCAGAGCCCUUUGCAGACACCUGGGGGAAGGGGGCACCAAGGUCUGCCUUCUGAAAACUUGUGCCUGGAGCUGAGUUUCCUCUUGACACACAGAAGGUGUUAGUGCACAUCUCCUGAAGGAGUGAAUGCGUGAAUCUCUGUCAAGAUGCGUGAAUGAAUAGAUGAACUCUUCCCAGGCAAUUACUAACCAUCAUUAGAAUUGGCACAGGAGAUGGCAAACUGGAUUUAUUAUCCUUGGCGGCUGGAGCCUUGCGGGGGAGGGGUGACAAGGUAUUUGUGUUUUAGAGGAGAGAUUGACUAGGGUAAUGCCUAAUCCAGAGGAAGAGUGGAAGGGAGGAUUUCAGGAGCAAAGAACAAUUCCCUACCCCACCCCUGGAAUUAGCCCUCUGGGGCCAGAUGGCAACACGCAGGCUUUUCAGCUUUUCCUCAGUUCUCUUUGUUUCAUGAUUUAACCUCCGUUCCUAGCCCAGCCCAGAGCUGGGCCUCAGAGAUUUGACAUAACCAUCUCCUUUGGCAGAGGGAAAACCGAGGCCCGGAUCAGGUAAGGGUCACAGAACACGUUAGUGGCAGAGCUGGGACUGGAACACAGGUCUCUAGACCCCAAGACUGAGUGACAGCUUGUGGUCCCUAGAGGCUGGGGUAGAGUCAGCCUGGGAGUUCUUGGGGAGCAGGGCUGUCUGGGGGCAUAUGCUAUUGGGGGCUUCGGCUUUUGCUCCUGCCUGGUGGCUUUGCAGACUGUCGCCAGGAGGUGGGGAGAUAAAGUGGAGGGUUGUUAGGGUCUCUGCCCCCCGUGCACCUCUGUCUCUCCUGUUUGGACCUCAUGGUUGGGCUUCCUCAGCUCUAGGAAUUGAGCCUUCCUUCUGGGCGCAUUUGCUAUUUUGUCCUCACAAACUUGGCCUGUUGGCCGUGAGGACCUGCGCCUCGCUCUCCCCCGAAGUUGGGUAUCAGCACCUCAGUUUACUGAUGAGAAAACUGAGGCCCAGAGUGUGAGAGACUCUGCCACUCCUAUGGCCAAGGGUAGCAGAGCUGGAAUUUGAACCCAGGCCUCCUCCCUCCAGGUACAGCUCACCUGCGGGAAGGUGUGAUGCGGCAGGUACUUCCGGUUCUGGGGGAGACCCUUUUGUCUGUUUUCAUCACCUUCCGCCCUAAUGCCCGCCCCCCAGCCCCUCACCAAAGCUGCCCUGCCUGCUCUCUGCCACCUUUCUGCCCGACUCAGGACUCGAGUUGGUUGGCUCGUCCAUCUGUCCGUCCCACAAGCAUCUGCCAGGGCCUAGCUGCAGGACACAGACGUAAAUCCCACCACGAUUUGGUGAGACAGGUGCGGGGAUGUUUGAUAGAAGUCUCGGAAGGCCUCCCGAGGGGCGCAGAUGUCCAGGAGAGAAUGGUAUGGGGAGGGAGGUUAGGCCCCGGCACGAGCUAAGGCUUGGGGAGGCCCUUAGUCCCAUGAGGUUUUCUGGGUGCCCCUAGGUGCCAGGCCGGGGCUGGUGGCUCUCCUUCACAGAGCUCUGGGUCUCCUGAGGGAGGUGGCAUUAACAUGAGUCCCUCAGCAAACAGAAAGUCUGCCAGUGACCCAGCCCACCAGGCACUGGGCUGGCCUAGGGGGCAAGACUGUGCUGGUGGGUUCCUGGCAGCAGCAGUACGGUCACCUGGGCGGGGCGUGGGUACAGGGUCCGGCCUGAGGGGCUUGAGUGGGCCCUCUCCUCUCCUUAGGCCUGCCUGCCUGCCCCGCUUCACACCCCAAGGCCCCACUUCCCCUUUCUGGGGCCACCAGGCCCUGUACAGCUCAGGGGCCUGCCAGGGCAGGGCCAGAGGAAGCCGGGCUGGGUUCCUGCCAGUAUUGCUUGGGUGAGGAAGUGGGUAUCCUGUCUGUGUCUGUGAAAGCUGGGGUGGGCUAGAACUCCCCCAGGGGUGUGGUAGGGCUGGGGGUGCUGCCAGAUCAGCCAGUCCCGCUGGGGAAGGAUUUCCUGAGCACCCCUGAGGGCCCGGUCCUGCAGUCAUAAUUCGAGGUCCCAGCACCCUAUCUCCAGCAGCUCUUCUAGCUGAGGAACCUGGACCCCGCCUGUCAGUAUUUGGCAAGAAGACCCCAGUCCUGUCUUGUUGCAGGGAAGGGAGAAGAUGGUGUGUAUGGGGUAGUUCAGAGGGCUUCCUGGAGGAAGAGGCCCUCCUGGAUCUUGCUGGCUUCGAGGAGGCUCCCUGGCAUGGCUGCCUCAUCUUGCCCCUGGAAGGCAGAGGGAGGUACCUUGAUGGAGUCCACUUUGCCCCCCACCCUCUGUCUGGGGCCUUGAAGGGGGAGGGCAGAAAGGGGUUGGCAUUUUGAGAUGUUAUGGGCUCUUUGAAUGUCAGCAUUGGGAGGGUGACGGGCAGGACCCUGAGUGGCCUGUAUUCAAAUCCCAGCUCUCUUUUACUAGCUUUGUGACCUCAGGCAAGUAACUGAAUCUCUCUUUGCCUCAGCUCCCACAUCCAUAAAACAGACACAGCAGUCUUACCUACAGGGCAGGGGUGCAGAUUUAGAGAGACUACAGUGCCGGGAAACAAUAAGCAGUCAGUAGAUUUUGUGAUGGUCUGUCCUGCUCAGUCACAGGCCCUGCGGCUGCGGGGAGCUGAGUCCGCCAGGAUCGCUUGGGGGAAGAGAUUGAUUCCGCCGGUAUCAGUUUCUACCUAAGUACGUCCCUCCGCUCCCUAAUCCCUCCUGCAGCCUUGGGCCCCCUGCUGCCCUGCUUAGUUUGGGACACGGUGACAGAGGUAUGAGCUGGGGUGGGGAUGGUGAAGGGUUCCCCUCCCUGGCCGGCGUCCCUCCAGAGGAGGUCUUAGCCAGGACUGGCUGCGUCUGCAGGGGCCCGCUCUCACCUUUGAGCUAACUUCUCCCGACUUGGACUCAUCAAGGGGCCACGAGGGCUUUCUGGACACAGCAGACUGGGGCAGGAGGCCCAACAUGGACCUGGGGACUCUUGGUUGCAAGUGCCAGAAGCUCACCCUGACUUCACCUGGGAGGGGUAUUGAUUAUCCCUUGGGAGGAAAUACCUGGGGGUUGCCUGAGCCUCAGACAGAGCUGGAUCUGGGGGCCCCAGCGGGUAUGUUCAGGGCUCUGUCUCUCACCAUUUCUCCGUGUGGGCUUCCUUCUCAGGUGGGCUGUCUACUGUGGUGGUUCAGGUGGCUGCCAGCAGCUCCAGGCCGCGGGCAAAGAGAGCAUCUUUUCCUCGUGGGCCAGCAAACGUCCCAAAGAGUAUUCUCACUGACAUGGUUUUGGUCACAUGUGCAUCUUUAAACCAGUCACUGCGGCUUGGGAGAGACUGCGCUGAAGAGCCAGACCUGGGUCAUGUGGCCCCUGAACCAGGGCUGAGAGGGGGCAGAGGACCAUGUCCAGCAGAAGCGGGAAACACCCUCCCAACUGGACCCUUGGGGUCCCCCUCCUCCGUGAGAUGGGGCUGCUCCCCUGCCAGAGUUAUUGUGAGGUGUGAGUGAUGGUGAGGGAGCCCUGGGAAUCCAGCCUCUCCAGGUUUAUCCCAGGAGAUUGGACAUAGUUCCCUGUGCUUUACGAGCUGAGGACCCUGCAUGUCUGUUCAUUCGGGCCUGGAUGCAAAAGCAGAUGCGGGCUCUGCGGUGAGCAAGGCCUGGCGGCUGGAGCAGUGCAGGCCCCGUGUGUCCAUGGAGCUGCUGGCUGAGGGGACUCCUGCCCCGCUCCGCCUGCCAGGCUCGGAGAAACCAGAGGCCUAGGCGCACAGGGGUGGGUGUCGGCAGACAGAUGCUCCCCAGGCUGCGGGGUUUCCUGCGUGGACUGCUGGGCGGGUGUGCCAGAGGUGGAGGAUGCCGGCCAAGGGGCGCUACUUCCUCAACGAGGGCGAGGAGGACCCCAGCCACGACACGCUCUACGAGAAGUACCGCCUCACCAGCCAGCAUGGACCGCUGCUACUCACGCUCCUGUUGGUGGCCAUCACUGCCUGCGUCGUCCUCAUCAUCAUUGCCUUCAGCUGCGGGGACCCCUCCAGACACCAGGCUGUCCUGGGGACGGCGUUCUUCACGCUUGCCGUGUUUGUGGCUCUCUACGCGCUCGUGUAUGUUGAGUGCCUCGUCCGCCGGUGGCUCAGGGCCUCGGCGCUACUCAUCUGGGCCUGCCUUGUGACGCUGGGCUAUGUGCUGGUGUUUGACUCAUGGAUGAAGGAGGCCUGUGACUGGGAGCAGGUGCCCUUCUUCCUGUUCGUGGUCUUCGUGGUGUACACGCUGUUGCCCUUCAGCACGCGGGGUGCCGUCGUGGCCGGCGUCGUCUCCAGCACCUCCCACCUCCUGGUGCUCGGCGCUCUGAUGGGGGCCUUCACCACGCCCAGCGUCCGGGUAGGGCUGCAGCUGCUGGCCAACGCUGUGGUCUUCCUGUGCGGGAACCUCACGGGCGCCUUCCACAAGCACCAGAUGCAGGAUGCCUCCCGAGACCUCUUCACCUACACUGUGAAGUGCAUUCAGAUCCGCCGUAAGCUGCGGAUCGAGAAGCGCCAGCAGGAGAACCUGCUGCUGUCCGUGCUGCCUGCCCACAUCUCCAUGGGCAUGAAGCUGGCCAUCAUCGAGCGGCUCAAGGAGCGCGGGGACCGCCGCUACCUGCCUGACAACAACUUCCACAGCCUCUACGUCAAGCGGCACCAGAACGUCAGCAUCCUCUAUGCUGACAUCGUGGGCUUCACGCAGCUGGCCAGCGACUGCUCCCCAAAAGAGCUGGUGGUGGUGCUGAACGAGCUCUUCGGAAAGUUCGACCAGAUCGCCAAGGCCAAUGAAUGCAUGCGGAUCAAGAUCCUGGGCGACUGCUACUACUGUGUGUCAGGCUUGCCCGUGUCCCUGCCCAGCCACGCCCGCAACUGUGUGAAGAUGGGGCUGGACAUGUGUGAGGCCAUUAAGCAGGUGCGGGAGGCCACAGGCGUGGACAUCAGCAUGCGUGUGGGCAUACACUCGGGGAACGUGCUGUGCGGUGUCAUCGGGCUGCGCAAGUGGCAGUAUGAUGUGUGGUCCCAUGACGUGUCCCUGGCCAACAGGAUGGAGGCAGCUGGAGUCCCUGGCCGGGUGCACAUCACAGAGGCGACGCUGAACCACCUGGACAAGGCGUAUGAGGUGGAGGACGGGCAUGGGCAGCAGCGGGACCCCUACCUGAAGGAGAUGAACAUCCGCACCUACCUGGUCAUCGACCCCCGGAGCCAGCAGCCGCCCCCGCCCAGCCUACACCUCACCAAGUCCAAGGGGGACGCGACCCUGAAGAUGCGGGCCUCCGUGCGCAUGACCCGCUACCUCGAGUCCUGGGGGGCGGCGCGGCCCUUCGCACACCUCAACCAACGCGAGAAUGUGAGCAGCAACGAGACCCCUGUGCCCCACGGGCGGAGGCCCAAGGCCAUUCCCCUACGGCGCCACCGGACCCCUGACAGAAGUGCGUCCCCCAAGGGGCGGCCGGAGGAUGACUCGUACGAUGAUGAGAUGCUGUCAGCCAUCGAGGGCCUCAGCUCCACGAGACCCUGCUGCUCCAAGUCUGAUGACUUCUACACCUUUGGGUCCAUCUUCCUGGAGAAGGGCUUCGAGCAAGAGUACCGCCUGGCACCCAUCCCGCGGGCCCGCUACUACUUCGCUUGUGCCAGCCUUGUGUUCAUCUGCAUCCUGCUCGUCCAUGCCCUGCUCAUGCCCAGGAUGGCGGCUCUGGGUGUGUCCUUUGGGCUGGUAGCCUGCGUGCUCGGGCUGGUACUAGGCUUGUGCUUUGCCCGUGAGCUCUUGAGGUGCUGCCCAGCCCGGGGCGCGCUCCGAGCCAUCUCCGAGAGGGUGGAGACGCAGCCCCUGCUGCGGGUGUCCCUGGCCGUCCUGACCAUCGGCAGCUUGCUCGCCGUCGCUGUCGUCAACCUGCCGCUGAUGCCUUUCCCGGCCCCAGGGCUGCCUGCUGGGAACGAGACGGGCCCGGGGGCCGUGAGCAGCUGGGAGAGGACCCUGUGCAAGCUCCUCCCGUAUUACACCUGCAGCUGCAUCCUGGCCUUCAUCGCCUGCUCUGUCUUCCUGCGGAUGAGCCUGGAGCUGAAGGUCGUGCUGUUGACAGUGGCCUUGGUGGCCUACCUGGUGCUCUUCAACAUCUCCCCGUGCUGGCAGUGGGACUGUUGUGGCUACAGCCUGGGCAACCUCACCAAGACCAAUGGCACCCUCAGCAGCUCCCCGUCCUGUUCAUGGGAUCUGAAGACAAUGAUCAAUUUCUACCUGGUCCUGUUUUACACCACCCUCAUCAUGCUCUCCAGACAGAUUGACUAUUACUGCCGCUUGGACUGUCUGUGGAAGAAGAAGUUCAAGAAGGAACACGAGGAGUUUGAAACCAUGGAGAAUGUGAACCGCCUUCUUCUAGAGAAUGUCCUGCCAGCCCAUGUGGCCGCCCACUUCAUUGGUGACAAGUUAAAUGAGGACUGGUACCAUCAGUCCUAUGACUGCGUGUGUGUCAUGUUUGCAUCCGUGCCGGACUUCAAAGUAUUCUACACGGAGUGCGACGUCAACAAGGAAGGGCUGGAGUGCCUGCGCCUGUUGAACGAGAUCAUAGCUGACUUUGAUGAGCUGCUGUUAAAGCCCAAGUUCAGUGGUGUGGAGAAGAUCAAGACCAUCGGCAGCACGUACAUGGCAGCUGCAGGGCUCAGCAUCCCCUCAGGGCACGAGAACCAGGACCUGGAGCGGCAGCAUGCCCACAUCGGCAUCAUGGUGGAGUUCAGCACCGCCCUGAUGAGCAAGUUGGAUGGCAUCAACCGGCACUCCUUCAACUCCUUCCGCCUCCGAGUUGGCAUAAACCAUGGGCCCGUGAUUGCUGGAGUGAUUGGGGCACGAAAACCUCAGUACGACAUCUGGGGAAACACGGUCAAUGUUGCCAGUCGAAUGGAGAGCACUGGAGAACUUGGGAAAAUCCAGGUUACUGAAGAGACGUGUGCCAUCCUCCAGGGACUCGGUUACUCUUGUGAAUGCCGCGGACUGAUUAAUGUCAAAGGCAAAGGCGAACUGCGGACUUACUUUGUCUGUACGGAUACUGCCAAGUUUCAAGGGUUGGGGCUGAACUGAGGGCUUUAGGUAGGCGCAGAACGUGCUGGAAGCCCAUUUCCUUCCCUGAAGCAAGCCAGGGGGAAGGCUCAGCCCCACGUCGGUCACAAAGGCAGUCCAAGGGUUUGGCCAUUACCACCCCUAGCAGGUGGUUGUGCAUGGCUUCCUUGAACUGGCACUAGAGGAUUUCUCAGCUUGAGGCGACCACCAAGCCUUACACACAGGCAGCCAGAACCUCUGUGCUGUCGGGAGUCUGCAACUCGGCCUCCAGCACAGCAGGGAACAGCUCAUUUGUGAGUUUUAGACCCUCAUCCCCCCAGGUGCUGUGGAUGAGACCUCAGAGCAUGACCUGGAGACCCCUGCCCACCCCUACUCCCCCUUGGCCUGUGAGCUGCACAGGCGAGACUCGUCUUUCUUUUCUUGUCCGGGAUGGGUGGAGACUCCUUUCUCCCCAGCAGAACAGCUAGAAGAGUCCACGUUUCUCAUACAGGCAUUCUGGUAAAGAGCUGAAAGGGUGCUUGUUUUAAAUCUAUAAAUGGUUUCAAGCAAUUGGGAGAAAACCCCCCAGUGGACACUUCUUACUUCUUGUCAUCUUUGGUAUGUGUCUGUUUUAAAUGGAUACAUUGUUAAUGGAGGUAUUUCUUAUCCUUUAAAUGACUUCUGAGAUGCUAGACAAAUUAUCUUCUCUGCAGCGUAGUCUCUGCCUUUGUAACCACUGACACGUAAGUGGGACCACUGUCCAGUGUGAGCAUAUGAGAUCAGCUCAGCUGUGGGAUGGAGCUCAGAGGAAUGCGGCUCAUAGCAGGAAGGCAAGGAGUGUCACAGCCUUGGCUUUGAAUCAAACAACUUUGAAGCCAGAAUUCUGAGAUUAGGUUUAAUAUGAGAAAAGCCUAGAAAAUAAGGUAUAAGCUCUUAGCCCUUCCUUGACUCCUCAUGCAUUUUUGAGCACCCGCUGCAACCUUCAACUCUGUCGUAGCUUUGUACUGGAAAGGAAUGGAGUCUGUGUGGAGAGAAGCUGGACAGCCUGUAGUUCUUUCCUUUCCUUCAGUCCUCAUAGCUAGCUCUGAAGAGCUUCAAAACUAAGAGCAUCUACUCAGCAUUAGCACGUGUAGAGGUUCCUGUAUCUGGGAGGCCAGCCCUCUCACAGGUGCUCAGAUGGCCUUGUUCUCAACUGAAUGAAUCAAGGCAAGGGAAGACGCCAGGUCUGUGAGGUGGUGUCUUACAGCACUUUAGCUCUAAAAGAAUGGAAAGAAGUCUACCUAUGUUGUUUCAAGGUGAGAAAUAAUAAUAACCAAACUGCCCUUUCCGUUUUCUGAACUGACGUCAUUGCCUCAUAACCACAGUAUCCCUGGGGUUUCUGAUAAAUACAGCUGGAUUUCACUAUCCAGCAGGAAUUCUUAGCCAGAAGUCAUCCAUGAACUCCCCUGAAAUUAUACAGAAAACCUUGCAUACGUGAGGCUUCAAAAGAUUACACGACGUUGCAGACAGGUGACUGAGCAGCCAGGUCUGCCUGGGACGGAGGGCUGUGGGGUGAGCUGGCACCCCAGCCACGGGCAGGGAGGGGACUGAAGCCCAAGCUGUUGCCUGCUGGUGCUGUGUCUUGUUGGGAGCUGGGUGGGCUAGUGGCAGCUCUGAUGCUCUGCAUGAAACUGGAAUAGGUAGGAAUAAAUCACAAGAACUUGCUGGCCUAAAGGAAUUGCAUUGUGAAAACGCUGGUAAGGGAAAUAAGCCGUACUUAAAUUGCCUUUUUUACACACCAAUUCUUCAUCUAAGUACUAUGCUGAAAUCUAUACCCUUAAAAUCAGGAGUGACCAGGGCUGCUCAAUAGGGCUCUCCUGGGAAGUCAGGAAGGUUCUGUCACGGAUAUGGUGUAGACACACAUCAGUGUGCUGGGCCUCUCUGAGGUGGGCAUACUUCUGCUCUUGCAAUAUGCAAAUUACUUUCUUCCUCUGGCAAAGAAAUCCCAGUUGGGAGUUUUAAAAAAUAAUUGGUUACCAUAUAUGUAUUUUUCUUUCACUGUGCUCAGAUAAGAAUAUUGUUUUGAGGGUUUUUUUUGUUUUGUUUUGUUUUUGCGGUACG